This is a messenger RNA of Linderina pennispora, 1696 nucleotides long. RefSeq lists its product as uncharacterized. The record is from RefSeq and is a predicted model, not a curated record. NCBI's taxonomy places the organism in Eukaryota, Fungi, Kickxellomycota, Kickxellomycetes, Kickxellales, Kickxellaceae. Bases 205 to 1653 code for a protein of 482 amino acids. Gene Ontology annotation, molecular function: acyltransferase activity, transferring groups other than amino-acyl groups. The transcript has a single exon.
AGUUCUCACCAAUGCAUCUCUUCUCAUACUAUAUCGCAUUGCUUGGUACGCAGAGCUGAGACAGACACAUGGAAAAGGAACGAAUGGACUGGUUUUUCCAAGGGCAGAGCCCAAAGGCUGCGACCCUAUAUGUGGCCAGGGGUGACCGCCAGACAAGCUAUUCUUGGGACUUUCACAACAACCACCUGUCAACUCAUUUAACUAAUGGAUUACUUCAAAAGCAACGUCCAGUCGAACAUCUACAAACUUAGCAAAUACGAUAGUUUGCUGUCUCUAGUCAAUCUUCGCCACGUGUACUUUUAUGGCAACAGCGACUAUUCAGAUGAUUUCAUGCUCUCUACCUUACUCGAACAAGGGUUCUACCGGGCGCUCACCCGCUACCCGGUUCUUGCCGGCCACCUUCAGCAAACCGAUGAGGGUCAAAUGGUGAUUGCUGUGGAUAAAGAUAAUCUCAACAUGCCCAUUUACCACGAGUUCCAGUCAGACAUACACUUCAGCGACAUCAGCAAAGCUGGCUUCAGCCCCAGCGCAUGGCCACAUGUUAAAGACAUGUGUGGCAAAUAUACGUGCCCAGACAGAGAUGCAGGGACGAUCAAGCUUGGCAGCUUCUAUGUCGCUCGUCUGAAGCAGAACAGUGGUGUGAUUUUCUUUGCCAACUUUUGCCACUCGACUGGUGAUGGCACGAGCUGCUUCGAGUUCUUCAACCGAUGGGCCGCCGAAACUCAGGCGCUGGUUACAGAUUGCCCAGCCGAAGAGGUCGUCUACUGCUUUGAUCGUGAGAUUAUUACCAGUGAGCUACCUAGCGAACGCACCCCACUUGAUGAGGGAACCCGUAUGGCGUAUAGCCGACGCUCAACUUUGGGGGACUGGAUUGCAUGGCUUUCGCCCAACACGCGUGGGAGAGCAAUGACCUACUUGGAUAGUCGCUCCCCAGCACAAGGACACCUGUUUCGCAUUUCCCGCAGCAAGUUCGACGAGCUACGCAGCAAAGUACUUGAGUGCAUGCCACCGGGCGCACGCAUGUCCAGCAACGACCUUCUUAACGCUGUAUUUUACAAAGUCCAUGGACAAGCUAGACUCGACGCUGAGAAGAAACAGUCAGGCUGGCUAUCGUGGCUGACAGGUCGCAGGGAGGAAUCUAGCGGAGAACACCGCCUUUCGUUCACGUGCGAUCUUCGUCAUCGCCUCGGAAUAUCGCAUUUGAACUACAUCGGCAACCCCCUAUACAAUGCUGUUGUCUCAAUCCCAAUUGAACAUGCCCAGUCGCCGAUCACACCCCAUGCACUUGCAGAUGUUGCUACUCAGGUACGAGGAUCUAUCGCAAAACUUACACCGUCAUUUAUCGGCAGCUACUUUGAAACCAUCGAGACCAGCGGCUUCAAUAUUGGAACAUUCAUGACAAACUCCAUGCGGUUCAAGCUGAUUACAUACGUGACUAAUGCAGAGCAUGCGAGAAUGUACCAUGCAGACUUUGGCUAUGGCGUGCAAUCAUUCUCAACAAUUAACCCGGAUGUCGCAAGUCUGAAUUUCACUGUCGUGCCCUCGCCUCCGUCAACCAGGGACUUUUUCGUCAAUAUUAUGGAAGACCCUUCUGUAAUGGACUGCAUCUUGACUAACAAGUUCUGGACUGAGUUUGCCACACAGAUGUAUUGAGCUUUUAGUAUUCGGUAUUAAUAAUAACUAAAAAAAAUCGGAC